AUGCGGAAGAGGGAUCUGGAGCAGCCAGUGGAAGCUGUCCAGCACCUAAGGGCUCUCAGCCACCUUCCGGACUAUAUUGAGCAACGGCUUAACUGGACAGAUACUCAGCAGUGCCAAGGAUUCCAGCUCUCCAAACACUUCAAUAAGCAGCCCUCUCUGCAGAAAGACUUUCCAGGAUUGUCCUUGACCCCUGUGAUUGCUGAUGGAGAGACACAGAUCUUUGUGAAGACCCUGAUGGGCAAAGCCACCACCCUUGAGGUCAAGCCCAGUGACACCACUGAGAACGUCAGAGUCAAAAUCCAAGACAAAGAGGGCACCCCACCUGUCCAGCAGCAUCUGAUUUUCUCGGGCAAACAGCUGGAGGUUGGCCACAUUCUGUCAGACUACAAUAUCCAGAAAGAGUCCACCCUGCUGGUGCUUCGCCCAUGGGGUGGCAUCAUGGAGCUUUCCCUCCACCAGCCGGCCCAGAAACACACCUGUGACAAGAGGAUCAGGUGCAAGCCUCAUGCUCACCUGCACCCUUGUGCGAUCAACUGCCGCAAGGAGAGCAGCGGCCACACCGACAACCUGCACCCCAAGAAGAAGGUCAAGUAA
This is a messenger RNA of Lynx canadensis (Canada lynx), 594 nucleotides long. Its product is annotated as ubiquitin-60S ribosomal protein L40-like. The record is from RefSeq and is a predicted model, not a curated record. NCBI's taxonomy places the organism in Eukaryota, Metazoa, Chordata, Mammalia, Carnivora, Felidae. Gene Ontology annotation, molecular function: ubiquitin protein ligase binding; structural constituent of ribosome; protein tag activity. Gene Ontology annotation, biological process: translation; modification-dependent protein catabolic process; protein ubiquitination. Gene Ontology annotation, cellular component: cytoplasm; ribosome; nucleus.